Messenger RNA from Colletotrichum orchidophilum, 2880 nucleotides. Its product is annotated as Pep3/Vps18/deep orange family protein. The coding region runs from base 1 to 2880 and encodes 959 amino acids. Gene Ontology annotation, molecular function: protein-macromolecule adaptor activity. The transcript is spliced from 3 exons. NCBI's taxonomy places the organism in Eukaryota, Fungi, Ascomycota, Sordariomycetes, Glomerellales, Glomerellaceae. Gene Ontology annotation, cellular component: endosome; HOPS complex. Gene Ontology annotation, biological process: intracellular protein transport; organelle fusion; endosome organization. The record is from RefSeq and is a predicted model, not a curated record.
AUGGCUUUGAACCCCACCGACGGCUUCGCCGCCGGCAACGGGGUGCUGGACCUGGACGACACCGCGCUACCCAUGUUCAUCGUCGAGCGAGUCCAGCUGCAGUUCUCCAUCGCUGCCGACUUUGUCGCCGCCCAGGUCGCGAACAAUGUUCUCGUUUUGGCGUUGUCCAACGGCCGCAUUUUGCGCAUCGAUCUGAAUAGGCCCGAGGACAUUGACGACAUUGACCUUCCCAAGAAACCGGCAGAAAUUGGCGUCAUCCGCCGCAUGUUUCUCGACCCGACCGCUUCCCACCUACUCGUCUGCACGGCGCUCGGCGAGAACUACUACCUCCAUUCUCAACACAAACACCCCCGAGCCCUGGCCCGCCUGCGAGGCGUCUCCAUUGAGAGCGUUGCCUGGAACCCCUCGCUGCCUACGGCGUCGACCCGCGAGAUUCUGCUCGGAGCCGCCGACGGCAACAUCUACGAGGCCUCUAUUGAGACGACCUCGGAGUUCUACAAAAAGGACAUCAAGCUCAAAAACCUGCACAAGCUCCCCGAUGGACCGAUUACGGGACUAUGGGCAGACACCUUACCGAAACGGCCGGACACGCGACGGGUCAUGAUUGCGACGCAGAGCCGUCUAUUUCACCUGGCUGGCAAGGUUGGCAGUGGACACGACAGCGGAGGCUCGGUCUACACGAGGCUGUUUGAGUCGGAACAGCCGACCAUCCAUGAGCUGUCGCGCUCCUCUGCUGCCGCGACGUCCGCUUUGGUCGUCUCGCCGGAUCCUCCCGACCAGAACCCGUACGAGGACGAGUCGCACGAACGAGCCUAUGCGUGGCUGUCUGCGCAGGGCAUCUUCCAUGGGCAGCUUGCCUCAAGUGCCGAAGGCAAAAAGAUCUUUAACGAGUCGAGCAUGCUUCCCCGCGACAAGAUUUCUUCGUCUGACGGACCGGGCAAGCGGAAGGCUACGGCGGACUAUGUCGAGGCGAUUGCUCUGACCCAGUGGCACAUUGUCAGCCUAAUUGGUGGCCGCGUGGUUGCCACGAAUCGUCUGACUGGGGAGGUGGUCUACGACCAAAUCGUUCUGGAUCCAGGGCAAAAGGCCGUGAGCUUGUCUGUGGAUCUGCAAAAGAACACGUUUUGGAUGUUCACCGCUCAAGAAAUUUUUGAGGUCGUGGUCAGAGACGAAGACCGCAAUAUUUGGCAAAUCAUGCUGAAGCUGCAACAGUUUGACUCUGCAUUGCAGCAUGCGAAGACGCCCGCACAAAGGGAAACGGUGGCAACGUCAUACGGUGACCAUCUCGUGGCCAAGCGGCAGUACAUGGAGGCAGCCUCGGCGUACGGACGUAGCAAUAAGGCAUUUGAAGAGGUGGCCCUUACCUUUAUCGAUUACAACGAGCCUGACGCUCUGAGAAAAUACCUAUUGGCCAAGCUGGGUACGUCGAAGAAGGCGGCCGUCAUGCAAAGAAUCAUGAUUGCAAGUUGGCUGGUGGAGAUAUUCAUGGCGAGGCUCAACUCGCUGGACGACACCAUCAUCACGCAAGCCGAGUUAGCGGACGGCCUCAACCCGGCACAGUCCAGGGAACAGCUACAGGCAGUUCAGGGCGAGUUUCGGGAGUUUGUCAACAAGUACAAGUCCGAUCUCGACCGGCGGACGGUAUACGACGUGAUAAGCAGCCACGGGCGGGAACAAGAGCUGUUGCACUUUGCCAACGCCGUCAAUGACUACAACUACGUCCUGUCGUACUGGGUCCAGCGCGAAAGGUGGCCGGAGGUACUGACGGUACUGAAGAAGCAAACGGACCCAGAGGUUUUCUACCGGUACAGUACUGUGCUUAUGACGCACGUUGCUUCGGACCUGGUUGAAAUUCUCAUGCGUCAUUCCGACUUGAAGCCUCGCAAGCUGAUUCCCGCGCUGCUGGAGUACAAUCGCAACUUUGAGGGAACCCCCCAGCAGAACCAGGCCGUCCGAUACCUGCAGUAUGUCAUCAACCAACUCAAUUUCAAGGACUCGGCCGUACACAAUACCCUUGUUUCGAUAUACGCCCAGACCUCCAAAGACGAAGCUGGCUUGCUGUCGUACCUAGAAUCACAGGGAGAAGAGCCAAACUAUGACCCCGAUUUUGCCCUUCGACUAUGCAUUCAGCACCAUCGGACGCUCUCUUGCGUCCACAUCUACACCAGCAUGGGCCAGUAUCUUCAAGCUGUUGACCUGGCGCUUUCACACAAUGAGGUUGAGUUGGCGUCUGUGAUUGCUGAUCGGCCAAUGUCCAACCCCCCUCUGCGGAAGAAGCUCUGGCUUGCAGUUGCCCGCAGGGUUAUUUCCCAGUCAAACGGGAUCAAAACAGCCAUUGACUUUUUGAAACGAUGCGACCUGCUGAAGAUUGAGGAUCUGAUACCCUUCUUCCCGGAUUUUGUGGUCAUUGACGAUUUCAAGGAGGAGAUUUGCACUGCUCUGGAGGACUACGGGCGCAACAUUGACUCCCUGAAGAAGGAGAUGGACGAGUCGUCGCAAACGGCGACGAAUAUCAAAGUGGACAUUGCCGCUCUGGAUCACCGUUAUGCUAUAGUCGAGCCCGGAGAGAAGUGCUACGUCUGCGGGCUGCCGCUGCUGAGCAGACAAUUCUUUGUCUUCCCCUGCCAGCACUCUUUCCACUCGGAUUGUCUGGGGAAGAGGGUGCUGGAGCAAGCUGGGGUAGGCACGAGCAAGAGGAUCCGUGAGCUCCAGGUGCAGAUUAGCAAGGGUCUGGUGAAUGGAGCCAAGAGGGAGGCUAUGAUCACGGAGUUGGAUUCCUUGGUGGCAUCGGCAUGUAUUCUUUGUAGCGAAUUCGCCAUCAAGAGGAUUAAUGAGCCAUUUGUGACGCCACAGGACAACCUCAAUGAAUGGAGGAUUUAA